AUAAAAAGAGCUCUCGGAAGGUCAAAAACCAGUCUUCUCAUGGCCGCCAAUGCCUAACAUAUCCAAAAUUUCUUCUGUCUCUCUCGCUAACAAUUUCUUCCGUCUCUCUCUCUCUCUCUCUCUCUCUCUCUCUAAAUCUUGAAAUACACAUCUUCUUCACUUCACAUCUCCCUACAUUCUCUCUCUAUAAAACUCUCUCUCCCUCUCCCGAGGCAAUUGGUUUAUGUGUUCAAAAAGAGAUGAGUGAGAGAGUGACGAUAAGAGUGUUUCGAUUGGAGCUCUGUUGUUGUUGUUAAUAGUAUGUGGGUUUUAGAGCGUUUGAAGGAGAUCUAAGAGUAGGCAAAUCUUCGAUCAGAUCAGAUCAGAUCGAGCUCAAAAAUGGGAAGCAAAUGGAGGAAAGCGAAGCUCGCUCUAUCAUGCCUUUAUGUUCCCAGCACAGACGAUAACUCCCCUCCCUCCGCCGGGAGGUUCUCCGACUCCGCUUUGCUCUCUCCGCCAAUUUCUAUCACUCCGACUCCCUCUUCCUCCGGUCUCCGCUUGCCCAAACACGCCUCCAAAUCAUCCAAAAUGACUUGUGCAAUAUGCCUGACCAACAUGAAACCAGGCCAGGGCCAUGCCAUUUUCACUGCAGAAUGCUCCCACUCCUUCCACUUUCAUUGCAUUACUUCUAACGUAAAACAUGGAAACCAAAUUUGCCCCGUUUGCAGAGCAAAAUGGAAGGAAAUCCCCUUCCAGAAUCCUUCUGAUCUUUCCUGUGGAAGGGCAAGAAUGAAUAAUGUUUCUUGGGCCCGUGAUGAUGCUUGGAUGACUGUUUUAAGACGGCUUCCUUCCCUUCGUGCAGAUGCCAAUAGGCAUGUUACAUCUUUAUUUCAUGCCCCUGAACCAAAUGUUUUUGAUGAUGAUGAACUUGUUGAUCACCAACCUGUGACUACUGGAAAGGGUUCAUUCAAUGAUGAUGUUGCCAAUGACUGUUCUAUUCGAGCAAUAGAGGUCAAAACAUACCCAGAAGUUUCUGCUGUUUCAAGAUCAGCUUCUCAUAAUAAUUUCACCAUUCUAAUCCAUCUAAAAGCUCUUACAAGCAGAAGACAAAACUGCGGGGUUAAUGAUGCUGACUUGCCGCUAGCAUCUCAAAAUUCUCGUGCUCCAGUUGAUCUUGUCACAGUGCUUGAUGUCAGUGGCAGCAUGUCAGGUACCAAGCUUGCUCUGCUAAAACGAGCCAUGGGAUUUGUGAUACAGCAUCUUGGCCCUUCUGAUAGACUUUCGGUUAUUGCCUUCUCCUCCACUGCUCGCCGUCUGUUUCCUCUUCGUCGAAUGACUGUUACUGGAAGGCAGGAAGCGUUACAAGCCGUUAAUACCCUGAUUUCAAAUGGUGGGACAAACAUUGCUGAUGGCCUAAAGAAGGGUGCCAAGGUGUUGAUAGACCGCAAGUGGAAGAAUCCAGUGGGCAGUAUCAUACUGUUAUCUGAUGGACAGGAUACAUACACUGUCAGCAGUCCUGGUGGGGCCCGUUCCCGAAGCGAUUACCAGUCGCUUCUCCCAUUGUCCAUUCAUCGGAAUGGUGGUACAGGCCUCCACAUUCCAGUACAUGCUUUUGGGUUUGGUGCAGACCAUGAUGCUGCUUCGAUGCACUCAAUCUCUGAAAGUUCUGGGGGAACAUUUUCUUUCAUAGAAGCUGAGAGUGUCAUUCAGGAUGCUUUUGCACAGUGCAUUGGAGGGCUUCUGAGUGUGGUGGUGCAGGAACUUCAGGUCAGAGUUGAGUGUGUUCUCCCCAGGCUGCAGCUUGGUUCAAUAAGAGCAGGAAGUUACAAAACCAGUGUGAUGCCUGAUGCAAGACUGGGUUUUAUCGAUGUUGGUGACUUGUAUGCUGAAGAAGAGAGAGACUUUCUAGUAACAGUUGAUAUUCCAGUUGAUGGGUCCUGUAAUGAGAUGUCAUUACUGAAAGUUGGAUGUGUUUAUAAAGACCCCAUUACAAAAGAAUCAGUAACCUUUGAAGAAGCCGAUGUACUGAAGAUUCAGAGGCCUGAAAUAACUGGAGAUUUAGUGGUGUCAGUGGAGGUGGACAGGCAGCGAAACAGGCUCCGAGCAGCUGAGGCUAUGGCAGAAGCAAGAGCUGCUGCGGAACGGGGUGAUCUAGCUGGUGCAGUGUUUAUCCUGGAGUGUUGUCAUAAAGCGUUGUCGGAAACCAUGUCAAUGCAAGCUGGUGAUCGGUUAUGCGCUGCAUUGGGUGCAGAAUUAAGGGCAAUGCAAGAAAGGAUGGCGAAUCGCCAUGUUUAUGAGUCAUCUGGUAGGGCUUACGUUUUGUCUGGAUUGAGCUCACAUUCAUGGCAGAGAGCAACGGCACGAGGUGAUUCAACAGAUAGUACAAGCCUUGUGCAGGCUUACCAGACCCCAUCAAUGGUCAACAUGGUUAACCGAUCUCAGACUAUGAUCUUUGGUAGUCCUUCGCCGCAACCAUCAGUCAGACGACUCAGACAAGCUCGAUCGUUCCCUGCACGACCUCAGCCAAGGUAAUCCUUGGCUUAUUUUUUAAACUUCUCCUUGAAUUAUGUUCAUAGGAUCCAUCUCAGCACCUCCUUUCUGUUUCUUGUUGUUUUGUUUUCUUUUUCAUGGUUUUGGGUAAGUUGGGGAUAACUUGAACAGAGAUAGGGAUAAGAGGGAUUUGGGUAUAUUUCUUUGUUUAGUCUGCAGUGGACAUGAAUAAAUUGGGGACAGCUGGGAAAAUGGCUUUUGGGGAAAUACGGUGAGAAGGAAAAAGUGCAAAGUUCGAUUCCAUGGUUUUGUAUAUAAAGUAGAAUUAGUCCUUUUUCUUUCUUUCUUUCAUUUCUCUUGUUUUUUUGGGGUCUCUUUGAGAGGAAAUGGAGGAGGUAUAGCCUUGUAAUUGUGGGGAUACGGAGGAGAAAUUCUUCAAUUGAGAUAUGAUAUAUCCGCUCUUGAUUCUUUUGACAAAGUCUCUUUUGGUGCAA
Camellia sinensis is the source of this 2963-nucleotide messenger RNA. RefSeq names its product E3 ubiquitin-protein ligase WAV3. Lineage: Eukaryota; Viridiplantae; Streptophyta; Magnoliopsida; Ericales; Theaceae. The record is from RefSeq and is a predicted model, not a curated record.